UUACUGUCCCCUUCUUCUCCCAGACAGACCCUGCCCUUUCCUUUCUGUCGCCCUGUCUGUGGAUUCUGUAUUGGAGAGGUUUGGGACACUGACAAUGGGAAGCUUUCUUUACGGCCUGCAAUGCUGACACUCCUGUUCCUCCUGUUGGGAAUUUAUGUUAAGUGUUCCCAGUGUCCCCUUUGAAUGUCUGUCAUUAUGGCGAAGCGUGAGACUGGCAGCACCAGCCCUGUGGUGAGGCAGAUAGACAAGCAGUUCCUGGUCUGCAGCAUCUGUUUGGACCAUUAUCACAACCCAAAGGUGCUACCCUGCCUGCACACCUUCUGUGAGAAAUGUCUACAGAACUACAUCCCUCCCCAGUCUUUGACACUAUCCUGCCCAGUGUGCAGACAGACUUCUAUCUUGCCAGAGAAGGGUGUGGCAGCCCUGCAGAACAACUUCUUCAUCACGAACCUAAUGGAGGUGUUACAACGAGACCCAGAGUGCAGCCAGCCUGAGGCGGGCAAUGUUCUUGAGUCAGCCAACGCAACUACAACCUGUCAGCCCCUUUCUUGCCCUAAUCACGAGGGCAAGGUGAUGGAGUUUUACUGCGAGUCAUGUGAAACAGCCAUGUGUCUGGAGUGUACAGAAGGAGAACACAGGGAACAUGUGACGGUGCCGCUAAGGGAUGUGCUCGAACAGCAUAAGUCAGCCCUUAAAGGUCAGCUGGACACUGUUCGCAACAGACUACCUCAGCUGACAGCUGCCAUUGACCUUGUGAAUGAGAUCUCCAAGCAACUUACAGAAAGGAAAAAUGACUCUGUGACAGAAAUCAGUAAUACUUUUGAUGAGCUGGAGAAGGCCCUACACCAACGCAAGACUGCUCUCAUUACUGAGGUGGAAAACAUCUGCAGCACCAAGCAGAAGGUGCUUCAAACUCAGCUUACCUCUUUGCUUCAGGGCAGAGAGAACAUUCAGAGUAGCUGUAACUUCACAGAGCACGCACUGAGCCAUGGGAGCGCCACUGAAGUCCUUCUGGUCCAAAAACAAAUGGGUGAGAGGGUGAGUGCUCUGGCAAGACACAGCUUUCCCGAGCAUCCUCAUGAAAACGGACAUCUGGAAUGCCAGGUGGAGACGGAUGGAUUGAGGCGCUCCAUUCAGAAUCUAGGAGUCCUGAUCACAACGGGGGCUGUAGGCCAUACCAGCGUUGCCACCGGUGAAGGUCUGCGACACGCACUAGUUGGCCAACACACCACUAUCACAGUCACCACUAAAGACAAAGAUGGAGAAUUGGUGAAGACUGGUAACGCGGUUCUUAGGGCAGAGAUUAUCUCCGCGGAUGGGGUGUGUACUGAAGCUGAGGUGGUGGACAACAAAAACGGCACCUACGAGGUCGGAUACACUCUCCGCUCUGAGGGAGAAUUCACCUUCUCUUUGCUGCUGUAUGAACAGCCUGUGAGGGGGAGUCCUUUCCGUUUGCGUGCUGUCAAACCGUCAGAUGUCCUGCAGUCGCCAGACGAUGUGAAGAGACGAGUGAAGUCCCCAAGCGGAGGAGGAGGUCACGUUCGCCAGAAGGCCGUGCGCCGGCCUUCCAGCAUGUAUAGCACCACCAAGAAAAAGGAAAAUCCAAUAGAGGACGAGCUGAUCUAUAGAAAUAAGAUUGGUGCUGGAAGAUUAAUGGGCCCCAAAGGUGUGGCUGUGGACAAGAAUGGACACAUUAUCACGGUUGAUAAUAAGGCCUGCUGUGUCUUCAUCUUCCAAUCAAAUGGGAAGUUGGUGACAAAGUUUGGUGCCAGAGGAACAUCAGACAGACACUUUGCAGAGAAAAGUGGUGCAAACAUUGCACUGGAUACAAAGAUUAGUAAAUCUGGCCCUGUUUUCAGUCCCCACUUUGUGGCUGUAAAUAACAAAAAUGAGAUCGUGGUAACAGACUUCCACAACCAUUCAGUGAAGGUGUACAAUGCAGAUGGGGAGUUCUUGUUUAAAUUUGGCUCACACGGAGAGGGGAACGGCCAGUUUAAUGCUCCAACGGGUGUGGCUGUGGAUGCCAAUGGAAAUAUCAUUGUUGCUGAUUGGGGAAACAGUCGGAUCCAGGUGUUUGACAGCUCAGGGUCUUUCCUCUCCUAUAUCAACACAUCAGCGGACCCGCUUUAUGGCCCCCAGGGCUUGGCUCUCACAUCUGAUGGCCACGUGGCGGUGGCAGACUCUGGGAACCACUGCUUCAAGGUCUACCGUUACCUACAGUAGAUACCCGAGAUAGCCAUCUUAAACACCGCAAGCACUGACGACACAACCAAUGUAUUCCACAAGGUGCAAUGAUUUUUCCAGUACAGCCUUUUGUGUGUCGCCUCACCUUACCUUUAUGAUGUGAAUUGACCAUAGACAGCAUAAAAGGUGGACGUCGCUUUUGUGACAUCAUCCAUCUCAUUUCAAAAUACCAGAUGUGAUGAGGAGGGGUGGGUUUAAAUCUGAAACUGCUUGCUCAUUGGCUAAUGACUUACAAGUGGUUAGCCAAUGAUUGGGAUAAUCAUAGUACAUUAAUCAGCAGAUAAUGAUCCUUUUUAAAACAUUGUAUGGCCAAGAUUUACAAAAUAGACUUAAUUUUUUAUUCAGUGUGCCCUAAAAUGAGUGACUAAGUCAUGAGGGAAGGGUUUACAGAGGUCAAGACAGAAAGCCAUUUUCCCAUAAACUUCUUCAUAAAAGUCUUUUUGCAAUUACAUCUAUUGCAUUGUGAUGGCCUUUAAGCUGCUGCUUGCACUGGCUUCCUUUUUGCUGACCUGGAAACUACGUCCAUGUUUUAUCCUGUCUGUGGAACUGAUGGUUGACUUUAAAAUUGAGUGACGUAGCGUACCUCGGAACAAGCGAUGACUUGAAGCUAUGGACUGGUUUUUGAAAAUCUGCAAAUACUGACGUGGAUGGUAUUCUUAAACAACACUUUGUGUGAGAGCAGACAGGGUAGGAGAUAGUUGGAACUAUUUAAUCAGCCAUAACUCGUCCAGAUGCAUGAAGCUUUACUUUAUCUUGAUACCUAGACAACAACACAGUGCACCCAUUAGUUGCUUUCUCAUGAACUAGUUAAUGCUUACAGUGAAAUAAACAGCGCUAUGCUUCUCCAGCAAUGAAAUGUAAAACUUCUCAUUUACUGACAUCUCACAUAAGUGUCACCACCAUCUGUGCAUUGAUUUGCUGUAUGUACUGUAUAUACAUGAAUGUAUAUUGUGUAUAUUAGAUCACUCCCUAUGUAUGUGCUAUAAUUUUUUUUUUUUGAACACUCAGCCUUGUGGCAGACCAGAUCACAGGAGUCAAGGAUUUCCGGAUUUUAAACAUGUGUAUGGCAGCUGUUAAAGAGUGUGCUUUCAAACAUACCCAGCACAUGCUUAAAUGAAGAAUUGUCAUAUUUAUUGCUAUUGCAAGCAGCACAAUGAUCGUUUUUGUUAUUAUCUGUUAUCUUGAAGGGGAAAAACAAUGUAAAAUGCUAAUUUAUUUUAUUUUAUACUAGCUCAGCAUUUGCAAAUUAUUUUUCUAAAUAUUUUUUUCUUUCUUUCAAGCUUCACACUUUCUCCCUUUCCCCAAAUUAACCCCCUUAAAGCAGAAUUCAGUAUCCACCCGCAUCUGGGAAAUGUAGAUCAGUGUUUGUGCACCUGGGCAGCUCUUUUCCAAAGCUACAACCCUAUCUGGUUUUUAUUUACAAUAACAACAAAGAAUAUCAGUAUUUAGGUUUCUGUGUUUAGGAUUUUGGGUUCAUAGAAGCACUGGCUUGCCUUUAACAAUUCAAUAGCUUUUAUUCAAGUGCUACCACCUGGAUAGAAAUAAUACAGAUAUCUCAGGAAAUCCAUCCAAAUUUCACAAUAUCAGUGGAAGAAAAUUAAAUAGUUGUUUUUUUUUUUUUAAAUUUCAUAAACUCAUAGACAUAAUAGUGGAACAGGCACAUUGGGAGCUUUGCGAGAAAACUGUUAAUUUGUGCAAAUUUAAUCUGAAUCCAAGGUCAUAGCUUUUUGGGACGGAAGAUGAAUUCUGUUUUAUUGUGUUUGUUGCUUUGUGGUUUUCAUAUUAGAAACUGUUACAGAUGUAUUACCAGAAAUGACCGUUUAUGAGAGGACAUUGACUAGCAAGCACAUUCACGCUUAAGAGUACACUAUUUGUGAUACUGUUCUAAGCUUUCUGUCAAAUUGGAGUCUCUGCCUGGCUUCCAUCAUGCCGUGACUCUAAAUGAAGGACUCAUUUGUUCAUUCUAUGUAAUGUCAAACAAAAACACGGUGCCACAACAGAAGAAAGACCGAGUGCAGCCAAGACAGACUCCAAGUCUGACUUAAUUAAUCACAGUACUGUGCUGAACACCCAGACACUUCCAUAACCUUUCAGUGUGGAGCUUUUACUGAGCUGCAGGAUAUGACUCAAAUUCUACCAGUGAAGUCAGCUAGGAAGCUGUGGUUUUCAUGCACCUCGACUCGUUGCCAAACAGGAGCAAAGACAUGCUCAUCUUUUUGAGAUGUGUCUAAAGCAUUUUAUCCAACCCAGUCUUGUUUUCUCUAUGAAUAUGCACUGGUAAUAAAAGCACAUGAUUUACUGA
Molecule: messenger RNA, 4546 nt
Organism: Neolamprologus brichardi
Lineage: Eukaryota; Metazoa; Chordata; Actinopteri; Cichliformes; Cichlidae
Source: RefSeq, a predicted model, not a curated record